GAAACAGAAGCAAAGCCUAACUUUCAUAUAUUUUUAUGCGAGAGGCCCACAGAUUCAGAUUGACACUGAAAUUUUGAAAGAGAGAAACCUUGGAUUAGCCAUUGCUCUCAUUGGGAGCCUCUAGCUGCACCAGUUGCAGUCGCCAAGUUUUCAUCUUUCUUACAGCCCUCGUUUCUCAAGCCCAUGAUUCUUCUGCCCUAAAGCUUCAACUCAGAAGAAAGCUGAUGAUGGAAGGAAGAAGGAUCAUAGCAGACCCUAGACCUUGCAUCGGUAGAAGAGUUGUAGCCAAUAAGAGGUCUCGUCCCGAUGGAUUCGUCAAUAGCGUUAAAAAGCUUCAACGCAGAGAAAUCUCGUCCCGUAGGGAUCGAGGUUUCUCCAUUAGCACCGCUCAAGAGAGAUUCCGCAAUAUGCGUCUCGUGGAGCAAUAUGAUACGCACGAUCUUAAAGGAGACUGUUUAGUUGCAUUACCCUUUUUGAUGAAACGAACCAAACUUAUCGAGAUUGUUGCUGCGCGGGACAUUGUCUUUGCGCUUGCUCAUUCUGGUGUUUGCGCAUCUUUCAGCAGAGAGACGAAUAAAAGGGUCUGCUUUUUGAAUGUUAGCCCUGACGAAGUCAUAAGGAGCUUGUUCUACAACAAGAACAAUGAUUCUCUCAUCACAGUUUCUGUUUACGCCUCAGACAAUUUCAGCUCUUUGAAAUGCAGAUCCACUCGAAUCGAAUAUAUUAUGAGGGGUCAAGCAGACGCUGGAUUUCCCCUUUUUGAGUCUGAAUCGCUAAAGUGGCCAGGUUUCGUAGAGUUCGAUGAUGUUAAUGGGAAGGUGCUGACAUAUUCUGCGCAGAACAGUGUUUACAAGGUGUUUGAUCUGAAAAACUAUGCAAUGCUAUAUUCGAUAUCAGACAAAAAUGUCCAGGAAAUUAAAAUCAGUCCAGGGAUAAUGUUAUUGAUUUUCAAGAGAGCUUCAAGUCAUGUUCCCUUGAAGAUUCUAUCAAUCGAAGAUGGCACAGUUCUCAAGUCCUUUAAUCAUUUGCUCCACCGAAACAAGAAAGUUGAUUUCAUUGAACAAUUCAAUGAAAAGCUUCUAGUUAAGCAAGAGAACGAGAAUCUCCAAAUACUUGACGUCCGAAACGCUGACGUGAUAGAAGUCAGCAGAACUGAAUUCAUGACGCCAUCGGCAUUCAUAUUUUUGUAUGAGAACCAGUUGUUUCUAACAUUCAGGAACCGAAAUGUUUCUGUGUGGAAUUUCCGCGGAGAGCUUGUGACUUCAUUUGAGGAUCAUCUUCUUUGGCAUCCAGACUGUAACACAAAUAAUAUCUACAUCACAAGCGAUCAGGACCUAAUCAUCUCAUAUUGCAAGGCAGAUACUGAAGAUCAGUGGAUGGAAGGAAAUGCAGGGUCGAUUAAUAUAAGCAAUAUCUUGACUGGGAAAUGCCUAGCUAAAAUAAAAGCAAGCAAUGGCCUUCAAAACGAAGAGGAGUCCUGUAGCAGUUCCAAUCAAAGAAAUAGUGCGGUUUCUGAGGCUCUGGAAGACAUAACCGCUCUAUACUAUGAUGAAGAACGGAACGAAAUAUACACUGGAAAUAGACAUGGCUUUCUCCAUGUCUGGUCUAAUUGAGAAGCUACUCAAUCAUUUGUUUGUGUAGAUUAUUAGCUAUGGAGGAUCUCUUUGUAUCUUGGGGUUUUCUUGAAAAUGCGUGUAAUGUCGUUUAAAACUUUACUAUUCUUUGAGCAGCAAUUGUGGUUGUAAUGAUAGCAGGAACUAUUUGGUGGGGGAUUCGGCUCCACGUUAUGUACACUAAUAUGAUUCGUCUGCUUAUGAGAAUUAAAU
Messenger RNA from Eutrema salsugineum, 1826 nucleotides. RefSeq lists its product as uncharacterized. The coding region runs from base 225 to 1613 and encodes 462 amino acids. Lineage: Eukaryota; Viridiplantae; Streptophyta; Magnoliopsida; Brassicales; Brassicaceae. Gene Ontology annotation, molecular function: protein binding. The transcript has 8 exons. The record is from RefSeq and is a predicted model, not a curated record.